This is a messenger RNA of Lodderomyces elongisporus, 654 nucleotides long. RefSeq lists its product as uncharacterized. Gene Ontology annotation, molecular function: protein binding. Bases 1 to 654 code for a protein of 217 amino acids. The record is from RefSeq and is a predicted model, not a curated record. The transcript has a single exon. Lineage: Eukaryota; Fungi; Ascomycota; Pichiomycetes; Serinales; Debaryomycetaceae.
AUGUCGUCAACAGUAGCAAAUGUGAACCAGGAGAGGCAGUUUAUCUCUACUUAUGCGGAAUUAAUGAGCUUAUCAAAGGAUGCACCAUCAGACAUAUACUAUUCGACACAAGAUUACUACAAAUUAGCAUCUUUGGGUCCAAGCUUACCAAAGUUUAGUUACAAACUCCCCACUGGACUGGUUUCAUCACCAGAGACGGUAUCAACUACAAUUGCAUUGAAAAUCAAGUCGAUCAAGCCGCCAUUUAAAUUCACUACGGACUUGCAAGUGUCCAGUACAACUAGCAUUUACAAAGUAAAAGAUUUGCUUAUUGAAAAUACUGAUUCACUAAAAGGAUUGAAGCCAACUGAGAUCAAAUUGCUUCUCAAGUCAAAAGUUCUUCAAGAUACAAGUGUGUUGUCAUUAAUAGCAGAUGAGGCUACAGAGUUGAACUUCAACUGUAUGGUUUCGCCACAACCUGCAUCAACAGCAGCUACCCCAUCUGCAACAGUAUCAAAUAACAGUGGCGACCCCGUGAUUGAAACUCCAAAAACAGUUUUACUGCAUUCAUUAAGUGAUUCAGCAUGGCUGAAGAUUGAACAAAUUGUACAACAAGAACUCGGAGAUUUAACAAAGGCCAAAGAUGUAGUACAAAAGUUCAAAGAAAGUCUAUAG